This is a messenger RNA of Trichosurus vulpecula (common brushtail), 4488 nucleotides long. RefSeq names its product antigen WC1.1-like. The record is from RefSeq and is a predicted model, not a curated record. Gene Ontology annotation, cellular component: membrane. The transcript has 22 exons. Bases 1 to 4488 code for a protein of 1495 amino acids. Lineage: Eukaryota; Metazoa; Chordata; Mammalia; Diprotodontia; Phalangeridae.
AUGAGCAGGAUGCUGUUGUCAUGUGCUCAGGCCUAUUCCAGUCCUCUCUACAAUGCAGUUGGUGGGAGGGAUGGAGUUCUGCAGCUGGAGGACCUUCAGGUUGAAAGGGCCCUUCUCUUCCUGGUCCUCAUCCUCCUAGGGAUUCAGAUGCACAGAGGGAGAAUCCACAACAAGGUGGGCAACCUGUGGGGCACUGAAGGAUAUGGGAAAGAGUGUGGAUAUGGUGAUUCUCUUUAUGAAGCCGUGUACCAAGACAUUGAUUACUAUCUGACAGGGGGCAAGGAGGACCUUCUGAGCAGCCCAGGUGAUGGGUAUGAUGAUGCUGAAGAAUUACCUGGGCCUGAAAUUCCCCCUGUUACCCAGAUGAAUGUGGGGGGUACUCUGGGAACUACCAAUGAAUGGGAUGAGUACAGGGAAUCACACACAGACAGUGACAAAAUCCGACUCAGGGGAGGAGAGGGUCGAUGCUCUGGACGAGUGGAGAUCUGGUACAAUGGCUCCUGGGGAACAGUAUGUAGUGACUACUGGGGCCCAGAAGAUGCUGAUGUGGUUUGUCAGCAGCUGGGCUGUGGCUCUGCUCUGCAUGCCCCAAGAUGGGCUGCAUUUGGCCCAGGAAAUGGACCCAUCUGGUUGGAUGAUGUACAGUGCAAAGGGACAGAGUCCUUUCUGUGGGACUGCCGUGCAAGGCCCUGGGGUCAGAAUAAUUGUUACCAUACAAGAGAUGCUAGUGUCAUAUGUUCAGGAUUUGUCAAGCUGGUUGCUGGGGAUGGACCCUGUAAUGGGAGGGUGGAAGUAAAUUCUGAAAACAAAUGGAGCACAGUUUGUGAUUGGAAUUUUACUCUUUCUACUGCCAAAGUCAUUUGUGCUGAGUUACAGUGUGGGACUGCAGUUUCUAUCAUGAAAAGAGCUCACUUUGGAAGAGGAAAUGGACCCAUCUGGGACAAAGAAAUCCAGUGUAAUGGAAGUGAACCGCUUCUGCCAUUGUGCCCCACAGUACCACUUCUACAAGGAAUAUGCAGUCACAGCAUGGAUGUCGGAGUCAUUUGUUCAAAGUACACAGACUUUCGUCUGAUGAAUGGAAGCUCCCAAUGUGAAGGAAUAGUAGAGAUCCAAGUUUUGGGGAUCUGGAGAAGUCUCUGUGAGUCCCACUGGGACCUGGCAGAUGCCAAUGUUCUCUGCCAUCAGCUCAACUGUGGUGUUGCCACGAAGACUCCAGAAGAUGUACAUUUCAGCAAAGGAAAUGUCCAGAUCAUAGGGGAUACAUUUUAUUGCACAGGGACUGAGUCUCAUUUAUGGGAUUGUCCUGUGAUUAUUCUGGGGACUUCCUCUUGUUCCAAAGGCAAAGUUGCCUCUGUGGUCUGCUCAGAAAAUGGACAGGUUCGUCUGUUGAAUGGAAGAGGUCCCUGCUCUGGAAGAGUUGAAGUCUAUUACAAUGGUACAUGGGGGACCAUCUGUGAUGAUUCUUGGGACCUAAGUGAUGCCCACGUAGUGUGCAGGCAGCUGGGCUGUGGAGUGGCCCUCGAAGUCAUGGUCUUUGCUCACUUUGGACAAGGAUCAGGCCCCAUCUGGCUGGAUGAGCUUAAUUGCUCUGGAAAUGAACAUCAUCUAGGGGAGUGCCCUGCCAUCCAUGGGGGUCAGCAUGACUGCAGACACAAAGAGGAUGUGGGAGUCCUCUGCUCAGAAUCCCUGGAUCUCAGGCUGGUGAGUGAGGACCAUAAGUGCUCUGGGUGGCUAGAAGUUUUCUACAAUGGAACAUGGGGUAGUGUUUGCUCCAACUCCAUGGAAGACAACACAGUAUCAGUGAUUUGCAGACACCUGAGUUGUGGUUCCAAGGGGCAUAUUGAAACAUUUUCUAGCCCCCGAAAUGACUUGCAGUUCAGGUGGAUAGACAAAAUCAACUGCCAAGGUCAAGAAUCCUUCCUCUGGCAUUGUCCUUCUCAAUCUUGGGGCCAGAAUUCUUGUCAGCAGGGAGAGGAAGCCCUUAUCGCAUGUGAAGAGAAAGACAAACUCCGACUCAGAGGAGGAGAGACCCCGUGCUCUGGACGAGUGGAGAUCUGGCAUGAUGGCUCCUGGGGGACUGUAUGUGAUCCCUCACAGGGCCUAAAAGCAACUGGUCAUGUGGUGUGCCAGCAUCUGGGCUGUGGCUCUGCUGUGACCGCUGUGCGAGGGGCUCCAUUUGGCCCAGGAGAAGGGAUCAUCUGGCUGGUACAGUGUAGAGGGACAGAGGCUUCUCUGUGGGAUUGCCAUAGAAGGAUAGUGCAAAAUUCCUGUAUUCAUGGAUCUGAUGUCGGUGUCAUGUGCUCAGGAUUUGUCAAGCUGGUUGCAGGGGAUGGGCCCUGUAAUGGGAGGGUAGAAGUAAAUUCUGAAAGAAAAAUGAGCACAGUCUGUGAUUGGAAUUUUACUCUUUCUACUGCCAAAGUCAUCUGUGCUGAGUUACAGUGUGGGACUGCAGUGUCCAUCAUGAAAGGAGCUCACUUUGGAAGAGGAAAUGGACCCAUCUGGGACAAAGAAUUCCAAUGUAAUGGAAGUGAACCUCUUCUGUCAUUGUGCCCCACAGUACCACUUCCACAGGGAAAAUGCAGUCACAGCAUGGAUGUUGGAGUCAUUUGUUCAAGGUACACAGACUUUCGUCUGAUGAAUGGAAGCUCCCAAUGUGAAGGAAGAGUGGAGAUCCAAGUUUUGGGGACCUGGAGAAGUCUCUGUGAGUCCCACUGGGACCUGGCCGAUGCCAACGUUCUCUGCCAUCAGCUCAACUGUGGUGUUGCCAUGAAGCCUCCAGAAGACGUACAUUUUGGCAAAGGAAGUGUCCAGAUCAUAGGGGAUACAUUUUAUUGCUCAGGGACUGAGCUUCAUUUAUGGGAUUGUCCUGUGAUUAUUCUAGGGACUUCUUCUUGUUCCAAAGGCAAAGUUGCCUCUAUGGUCUGCUCAGGCAACCAGACUCAGUCCCUCACAUUCAAUAAUUCACCAUCUGAAAAGGAAAAGGCACCUGUCCUAUUUUCAGAAAAUGGACAGGUUCGUCUGUUGAAUGGAAGAGGUCCGUGCUCUGGAAGGGUUGAAGUCUAUUACAAUGGUACCUGGGGGACCGUCUGUGACGAUUCUUGGGACCUGAGUGAUGCCCACGUGGUAUGCAGGCAGCUGGGCUGUGGAGUAGCCCUCGAAGCCAUGGUCUCUGCUCACUUUGGAGAAGGAUCAGGCCCCAUCUGGCUGGAUGAGCUCAGCUGCUCUGGCAAUGAAUCCCACCUAGGGGAGUGCCCUUCCCUCCACUGGGGUCAGCAUGACUGCAGGCACAAAGAGGAUGUGGGAGUCCUCUGCUCAGAAUCCCUGGAUCUCAGGCUGGUGAGUGAGGACCAUAAGUGCUCUGGGUGGCUAGAAGUUUUCUACAAUGGAACAUGGGGUAAUGUUUGCUCCAACUCCAUGGACGACAACACUGUAUCAGUGAUUUGCAGACACCUGAGUUGUGGUUCUAAGGGGCGUAUUGAAACAUUUUCUAGCUCCCAACAAAGUUUGCAGGCCAGGUGGAUAGACAAAAUCAACUGCCAAGGUCAAGAAUCCUUCCUCUGGCAUUGUCCUUCUCAAUCUUGGGACCAGAAUUCUUGCCAGCAGGGAGAGGAAGCCCUUAUCACAUGUGAAGAAAAGAAGGUCCUUGACUGCCCAACCCCUGGUCACUGCACAGGUAUCUCAGUUCAUAUCUCUCUGUACCUGCGGAUCUCAGAGGUUGCUCCUCUCCAAGCUGGGAGUGUGACAGGGGAUUCUGCUUCCUUUCCAGACAAAGACAAACUGCGGCUUAGGGGAGGAGAGAGCCAAUGCUCUGGACGAGUGGAGAUCUGGCACAAUGGCUCCUGGGGCACAGUAUGCAAUGACUACUGGGACCUAGCAGAUGCUCAUGUAGUUUGUCAGCAGCUGGGCUGUGGCUCUGCUCUGGCUGCCCCAGAAUGGUCUGCAUUUGGCCCAGGAAAUGGGACCAUCUGGUUGGAUGAUGUGCAGUGCAGAGGGAGGGAGUCCUCUCUGUGGGAUUGUCCUGCAAGGCCCUGGGGGCAGAAUGACUGUAAGCAUGAGCAGGAUGCUGGUGUCAUGUGCUCAGUUGAAAGUACAACAUUGCCAUCUACCACAAAAGGUACACUGCUAGUUUCUGCGUCUUUGAACUCUCUGUUUGGGAUCUUCUGCCUCAUUUUAGGGGCCCUUCUCUUCCUGGUCCUCAUCCUCCUGGGCAUUCAGACUCACAGAGGGAGAAUCCAGCAACAAGCUCUGUCCAGAUAUAGGGAUUCUCUUUACGAAGCUGUGUACCAAGACAUUGAUUACUAUCUGAAAGAGGACAAGGAAGACCUUCUGAGGAGCCCAGGUCAGUUCUUUGGGAGAUCCCCUGACUCCAGGAUGGGAGAGGAUGACCCGCCCAUGUCCUCUGAGGCCCUGGGGUAUGAUGAAGCUGAGAUUGGUGUCCCUCAGAUGGUAUACAGACUUUCGUCUGAUGAACGGAAGAUCCCAAUGUGA